This is a messenger RNA of Gilbertella persicaria, 915 nucleotides long. RefSeq lists its product as uncharacterized. The coding region runs from base 36 to 656 and encodes 206 amino acids. The transcript has a single exon. NCBI's taxonomy places the organism in Eukaryota, Fungi, Mucoromycota, Mucoromycetes, Mucorales, Choanephoraceae. The record is from RefSeq and is a predicted model, not a curated record.
CAUUCUUUGUAAAUAAUUUUUUUUUUAAUAUAUACAUGUAUUCAAUGGAAGAACCAACACAAUUUCAAAUGCUAAUACGUCAAGUGGACGAUGAUUCACUUCAAACUAUGUUACAACAAGAAUAUCAACAACUUAUAAUAGAACAGCAACAUCUAGUGACGAUGCUUAGUCAAAGAGCACGUAUGUUUGAGACAGAAAAUACAGAAUUACGAGAAAUUAUUCAUGAAAGUCAGAGACGGUACGAAAAAGCAGUAAGAGAAAUGCAAUUCUUUAAAAAGAAACAUGAUCGACUGGUCGAAUCAUAUUACCAAGACGAAAGAACCUCACAAUGGACAGAAGAAGGACAGAGAACAAGGCAGAGCUCAACAACAUCAGGCAGUAUUUAUAGUUCGCUUUCGAGUAGUACCAAUGAAUCUCAUGAAAAAAAAUCUACCUUUUCUCGUCACUCAAUUUAUUCAACACCAGGUAGCGGUGCCUCCUCAGUCAUUACACCUGUCAGAUCUUCCAUGUCUUCAUCUACUUAUGCUGGUAGUUCUAUGAUUCAACAGAGAAGAAUAGACCCUCUUACUUUUGGUGGUUCUGAUGCACUCUGGGAUACUAUCAGUAAAAGUGAAGGCGCAGAUGUUACUGUUGAGAAAAUCAUAAGGUACAUAUAGAAGACUGUGGGAAAAGUAACUCAAACUUCUAUUUAGUAACUUUCUUCGUCGAGGAGGAUCACCUAAUACUGCUAAACAAUCAUCUUCAUCACACGCUGUCAAGUACGGAUAUGGUAUGAUUCAUGCUCUCAUUGUCACUAAAGCCCCUGGUUCACUGGACUUACUCCUACAACAAGGAGCAAACCCAAAUACAAUGAGCAUGAGUCAAAUAGAUGAAGAUAAAGUAAGUAAGAAUGACAAGUAUGAUUUCUAUACUGAA